This is a messenger RNA of Zingiber officinale, 952 nucleotides long. Its product is annotated as probable calcium-binding protein CML18. The record is from RefSeq and is a predicted model, not a curated record. The transcript is spliced from 2 exons. Gene Ontology annotation, molecular function: calcium ion binding. Lineage: Eukaryota; Viridiplantae; Streptophyta; Magnoliopsida; Zingiberales; Zingiberaceae. Bases 13 to 576 code for a protein of 187 amino acids.
UUCAGGCCUGGAAUGCUUCGUCGCUUCUCUCCAAUGGCGAAGACCCCGGCGUCGUUGUCGUCCCUGUCGCCGUCGCGCUCCCCCUCCGUUGGCUUGCAUCGGAUGGAUGAGCUGGAGAAGGUGUUUGCCCGCUUCGACUCCGAUUCUGACGGGCGGAUCUCCGCCUCGGAGCUCGCUGCCGUCCUCCGCGCACUGGGCUCCGAUCCCUCUCCGGACGAGAUCCGCGACAUGAUUGCCGAGAUGGACACGGACCGCGAUGGAUUCGUUGACUUCCAGGAGUUCGUCGCCUUCCACCUCAACGCCUCCCGCGACACCGCGGAGGCGGAGCUCAGGGAUGCCUUCCGAAUGUACGAUCUCAACAAUGACGGUCUUAUAUCGGUGGAGGAGCUCCAUCGCGUGCUGAGGAGCCUGGGGGAGAAAUGCUCGAUGACGGACUGCACGCGGAUGAUCCGAUCCAUCGACUCUGACGGCGACGGAAGCGUCAAUUUCGAGGAGUUUAGAAAGAUGAUGGGCGGCGGUGGUCGCUGCGAUGGAGAAGGAAAGCCCAAUGGAGCAUCAGGCCAUCUGUUGCCAUGAGAUUAGAUUUGGAUUUAUGCUUCGUUUUCGGCCUGCCUAGAUCUGGUGAAGGAUGGAUGAAUGUCAAUAAUUUCACUUUUUAUUCCUACUAUAACUCUUGCAUCCCAUGUUUUCGAUCUCUCCUCGUUCUUGCUUGUCUUUUCCUCACAAAAAAGGGGAAGAACCUUCUUUCCCUGUUCUUUGUUUUACGAUUGUUUUAUUGAACCCGCAGAACCCCCUUUUCUAGCCCUUCUUCGCUGAAAGAGCGGAUGGAAACAAUUCUCUUCUUCAACAGUUUCUCAAUUAGUAGUGUUCAUUGUUUCAUUCUUGGUGUCAAUAGGCUACUGUCUGAAAUUUUAGUUUGUUCUAUCGUAAAAGCCAUCAAUUCUAUGUAUAA